CACUCACACUAUUUGUUUGUUAACUCAACUCAUUCUUUGUCUCUUUCUCUUUCCUCUGUGUGUCUCGUACACACGGAAACCCUAAUUUGCUACCGUCCCCCAUCCCAUCGCCACCACCCUUUCCCUUCCGUCGACUCUAACCCUUCGUCAUCCACUGAUACUCCCAUCUCCACUUCUUCCCAUAGGGUGAUUUUGGAGUGAUGAGGAUCAGGAAGAAGCAAAAGGGUGUUGUAGAGGCCGUUGAUGCUGGUCAAGAUUUGGAGUCUGUGAUUAAAGAGAAUGCCAAAUUUUUUGACAAAUUGACUGACCUCAUUCCAGCGAAGUUUUAUCUGCCAACUGAUGAUGAGAAGCCAUGGUUUCAGGGUAUGAACAAGAAAAAGAAAGCUGAGGCAAAGAAACAAACUAGAAACAACAUUAAGGAGUCACGGAAGAACCGUUUCGACCCUGAUAAGUCUUCUGCAACCACAGUUGACAUAAUCAAGGAAAGGUUUGAAAAAGAAAAAGUCAAGGAAAGGAUUGAAAAAGAAAAAGCCAAGGAAAGGAUUGAAAAAGAAAAAGCCAAGGAAAGGAUUGAAAAUGAAAAAGUCAAGGAAAGGUUUGAAAAAGAAAAAGUGAAUGACGGUGAUGAAGAAAAGGAUGUCCUUAAGCCUUUUGAGGGUCUGGAAGAUGAUCGGUCUGUGACCUAUGAAGAACUUCGUGAAAGGUUUCAUCGCAAGCUUAAAGGGUUUAAGUCAAGUCGUAACUGUGCAGAUCCGGAAAAGGCUGCUAAGAAGAGGGAAGAGAGAGAUGCUAGGAGAGGGUAUCAUUUUGAUAAGAAACGCAAGAGGGAUAAUGAGACGGAGGAAAGUAAGCCUGCACCUGAGGAGACAGAAGAGAAGGCGAAGAAGGAUGCUGCUGAGGCUUCAACGGAGCUUAUGUUUGGCCAUGUUAAACUUGCAAAUGAUGAAAUGCAAGGGAAGAAGAGAAAACUUUCAAAGCACAAGGAACUUGAAAGAGCUAAGAAGUUGGAGGAAGUGAAGAAGAAUGAUCCUGAGAAGGGUGAAGCUAUUGCUAAAAAGGAAGCAUGGAAAGCGGCGAUGGAUAGAUCUUCAGGAAUUAAGGUCCAUGAUGAUCCCAAACUGAUAAAGAAAAGCAUCCAUAAGGGGAAGAAGAGGCAGGAGAAAAAUGCAGAAAAAUGGGAAGAGAGAGUUCAAUCAAGAGAACAGUUGAAGGCAGAGAAGCAAAAGAAAAGGUCAACUAAUAUAGCUGAGAGGAUUAAUGAUAAGAAAAUGAGGAAGAUUGCUAAGAGAGAGAAAAAGCUAUUACGGCCUGGCUUUGAAGGUCGCAGGGAAGGUUUUAUUAAUGGUGCUUCCGGUUAACACUGCUACUAAAAUGAUUGACUUGUGCCUUUUCUUUGCAUUGUUAUCAGAGGCAAAAAAUACUUCUAUCAAUUUCAACGCAGGGUUUAUUAGAUUUCUUUAAUUUUGAACUAUUUUUGUUUACAUAUUAUUAACCUGAUGUUAUAUUUUGGCGAUUAUGUAGCCUGUUUUUGUUGAUCUCCAUUUCACCGGAGUACAACCAUUUUGAUAAAUGGUAGUUAAUUACAUAUUGUUGGUUUGCAUCA
Molecule: messenger RNA, 1603 nt
Organism: Trifolium pratense (red clover)
Lineage: Eukaryota; Viridiplantae; Streptophyta; Magnoliopsida; Fabales; Fabaceae
Product: ribosomal RNA-processing protein 14
Exons: 2
Coding region: 201-1358 (385 amino acids)
Biological process (GO): ribosomal large subunit biogenesis; ribosomal small subunit biogenesis
Cellular component (GO): nucleolus
Molecular function (GO): DNA binding; RNA binding
Source: RefSeq, a predicted model, not a curated record